CAAAACAAGACCAUUCAUGAAAAGCCACAUAAGAAGUUGAUGCAGAAGCAAAUAAUAAUUAAAAAAUAAAAGAAAAAGCUCUUCAAGUUUUGGUUUCUGCAGUCUCCAAUGGCUCUCAAGCUCUUUCUCUUUGCUCUUCUUCUCUGUCUCCCGGCUUCUCUCUCCUCCACUGCUUCUAAAGGUAAAGAGAAGUUUAAUCCAUACAGAUACACAUUCAUCGAUAAAGCAAGCACAUUCUCAUCGUCUUCGUCAUCAUCCUUCUCAUCCAACGGUCAAGAUUCGUCUUACGACUACAUAGUCAUCGGCGGCGGAACCGCAGGCUGUCCUCUCGCCGCAACGCUGUCGCAGAAUUUUAACGUUCUUGUUUUGGAAAGAGGUGGCGUUCCGUUUACAAACGCGAACGUUUCUUUCCUCAGGAACUUCCACAUCGGACUUGCUGACACGUCAGCUACCUCCGCGUCACAGGCGUUUGUUUCCACUGACGGCGUUUACAACGCUCGCGCUAGAGUUCUCGGCGGUGGUUCUUGUAUUAACGCCGGUUUUUACUCCAGAGCCGAUGAUGCGUUUGUGAAGCGAGCAGGAUGGGAUCCGAAGCUAGUGAAGGAGUCGUAUCCGUGGGUGGAGAGAGAGAUCGUUCAUCAGCCCAAGUUAACUUUAUGGCAGAAAGCUCUAAGAGACAGUCUUUUAGAGGUCGGAGUCAGACCUUUCAAUGGCUUCACUUACGAUCACGUCUCCGGAACCAAAAUCGGCGGUACAAUUUUCGACAGAUUUGGCCGACGUCAUACCUCUGCGGAGCUUCUCGCUUACGCUAACCCUCAGAAGCUUAGAGUCUUGAUCUAUGCUACUGUGCAAAAAAUCGUCUUUGACACUUCCGGAACAAGGCCUAGAGUAACAGGAGUGAUAUUCAAAGACGAAAAUGGUAAUCAACACCAGGCUCUUCUUUCGAAUAGAAAGGGAAGUGAAGUGAUCUUAUCUAGUGGAGCCAUGGGGUCACCACAGAUGCUCAUGUUAAGUGGGAUUGGUCCUAAGAAGGAGCUUCAGAGGCUGAAGAUUCCUGUGGUUCUAGAGAAUGAGCAUGUAGGUAAAGGAAUGGCUGAUAAUCCCAUGAACACGAUCUUGGUGCCUUCAAAGGCGCCUAUAGAGCAGUCUCUUAUACAGACUGUUGGAAUUACAAAGUUGGGUGUGUAUAUUGAAGCUAGCACUGGCUUUGGGCAAUCCUCUCAGAGUAUUCAUACUCACUAUGGGAUUAUGUCGGGCAAGAAUGAAUUGUUUUCUACCAUUCCUACAAAGCAGAGGAAACCAGAAGCAACGCAAGCUUACACUAGAAGAAACAAAUACCAACUUCAAGAAUCGUUCAAUGGAAGUUUCAUCUUGGAGAAACUAGCUUACCCACUCUCUAGAGGGCAUUUGAGCUUGGUCAACACGAAUGUAGAUGACAACCCUUCAGUCACCUUCAAUUACUUCAAACACCCGGUGGAUCUCCAACGCUGUGUUGAAGCCAUUCGUCUGGUUUCCAAAGUAGUGACGUCUAAGCGCUACCUAAACUACACACAGUGCGAGAAGGAAAACGUACACAAGAUGCUUAGCUUAAGCGUCAAGGCAAACAUCAAUCUAAGGCCAAAGCAACUAAAUGAUACCGAAUCAAUGGCUCAGUUCUGCAAAGACACAGUUGUCACAAUCUGGCAUUACCAUGGUGGAUGUCUUGUGGGUAAAGUUGUGAGCCCUAACCGCAAAGUUCUUGGUGUCGACAGGCUCAGAGUUGUUGAUGGUUCCACGUUUGACGAGUCUCCAGGAACCAACCCUCAAGCUACGCUUAUGAUGAUGGGAAGAUACAUGGGAGUCAAGAUACUUCGGAAGAGACUUGGAAACAAUGCUGGUGUUUAGUUUGCGGAUUCAGCUUUUUAUCGUAGACAAUCUUCGUACCAGAUAACUCUGUUGUGGAAUUUGUGUUGGAGAAUAUCUCUCUCUGUCUCUUCCUCUGGCUAUUUUGAUAUUCGAUUCAUUGAAGUAUAGGAUCAUAUUGUCUAAUGAACUGUGUGUGUAACCCUAUUUUGCAAUCGGUCUUGUUGCUUGUGUGAAAUGUCUUUUGGUUUUUUUAAAGGCUUGCGUGAAAUGUUGAUCA
Molecule: messenger RNA, 2122 nt
Organism: Camelina sativa (false flax)
Lineage: Eukaryota; Viridiplantae; Streptophyta; Magnoliopsida; Brassicales; Brassicaceae
Product: protein HOTHEAD
Molecular function (GO): flavin adenine dinucleotide binding; oxidoreductase activity, acting on CH-OH group of donors
Source: RefSeq, a predicted model, not a curated record